Messenger RNA from Oncorhynchus keta (chum salmon), 4249 nucleotides. RefSeq lists its product as uncharacterized. The record is from RefSeq and is a predicted model, not a curated record. The transcript is spliced from 8 exons. Bases 44 to 1669 code for a protein of 541 amino acids. NCBI's taxonomy places the organism in Eukaryota, Metazoa, Chordata, Actinopteri, Salmoniformes, Salmonidae.
CCUCGGUGCCCUCCAACAGAAGAACACUCUCUCUCAGAAGCCAAUGAGCUCAGAGCAGGUCUAUCACACUGUUGCGGUGCUGGCAGCCCGCGGUGUGUGUCGGUGCGUGUGUCGGGACGAGGUGGCCCAGCAGCUGGAGUGGGUGUUGCUAGAUGCCCACUUUGCCCUCCUCCAGAGCCUCAUUCAGCAAAAGAAGGCUGCUGGGUUGACUCAGGGUCAGGGCAAACAGGGAGAGACAGAGAGACAGGCCUGGGUGGCCAAGAGGUGUCAGGCUCUCACAGGUCUGAUCCGCCUCACCUCCAUCCCCGCCUGCAGGGAGCUGAUGGACAUGCAAGAGAAGGUCUGCCAGAUCGCCGUGGUAACGACUCCUCGUGACAGCCACGCGCUGUGUCUCCUGGGGCUGGCCCAGCUGGCUCAGUGUGACAACGACCACGGCUCACAGAGGUUAGAAGGAGCCAUUGCCAACGCCUGCCUCAGCUUCCAGGCAAGCAUCGAACUGGAGGACAAGCCUCAGAGCGGAGAGCCACCCACACAGCUCACUAAGCAGCAGUGGUGGCAGGACAGGCUGGCAGCAGACAAGGAGAAGGCAGUCAAGGGGACAGCCAGCCAGGGAGCGGGCGGGGGUGGUUCUGGGCCUCCUGACACUGCAGUGGCUGCCGGGAGAGGAUGUGGGCGUGGCAUGGGAGGUCCUGCUAGAGGGGGUACUGCGGCUGCAGCCAAGACCCCCACGAGAGGAGGCAAGACUGCCCCUCCAGCCAAAAACACCCCUUCUACUGCCCCUCCAGCCAAAAACACCCCCUCUACUGCCCCUCCAGCCAAAAACACCCCCUCUACUGCCCCUCCAGCCAAAAACACCCCCUCUACUGCCCCUCCAGCCAAAAACACCCCUUCUACGGCCUCUCCAGCCAAAAACACCCCCUCUACUGCCCCUCCAGCCAAAAACACCCCCUCUACUGCCCCUCCAGCCAAAAACACCCCCUCUACUGCCCCUCCAGCCACCGUGUCUCCAUCCAGCAGGGGGCAAGUUGGAGCAGCCAAAACUCCUGGCCCUGCCAAGCCCAGCAGCUCCAAGACCCAGCUCAUCUCCCCCAGCAAGUCUAAACCAGACUGCUCCCCAAGCCCAGCCAAACCUGGGCCCACAGAAGAGUCAGCAGUGGCAGAGAGUGUCAACGUUCUCCCCAAAGCUCUGUUGAACCGUCGAUCCCAUGCCCCUCGCCUCGGCUUGGCCCGCGCCCUCUCCCGCUCCGCAGACAGCCACGACCAGGCACACCAGCUCUACCAGGAGGUCAUCACCAUGGCACCAGAGGUCCACGAUGCGUACAUUGAGCUGGCAGAGAUGCUGGGGCAGUCCGACCCGCUGGCUGCUGUAGAGGUGUACUGUCGGUUCCCCCUGAAGCCCGUCUCAGAGCAGAACUUUGACGACGCCUUCAUCACAGGAGAGAUCGUACGCAUCCUGAUGAAACAAGGCCUCUACGAGCACCCAGAGCUGAGACACAACCUCAUCGCCUACGGGAAAGUCAUGGGCCUGGGUUGCCUUGAGAAAUACAUCAACAUCCUCGAAGGGAAGUUCAUGAGCAGCCUUCUGAAGAGAGUGUAUGCUGGGAUCCAUGACAAAUCAGUGGAAGACAAGGAUCUGCAGGACUUCUUCAAGUUCAAGUGCUGGAUAUGAACUUUCCUUUUAUAAAGAGACGGGCUGUUUAUUCCUUGAUCAAAGUAUGAAUGUAUCUCUUUAGACCAAUCGGCUAGUCGCAUCAUCUUUAGACCAAUCGGCUAGUCGCAUCAUCUUUAGACCAAUCGGCUAGUCACAUCAUCUUUAGACCAAUCGGCUAGUCGCAUCAUCUUUAGACCAAUCGGCUAGUCGCAUCAUCUUUAGACCAAUCGGCUAGUCGCAUCAUCUUUAGACCAAUCGGCUAGUCACAUCAUCUUUAGACCAAUCGGCUAGUCGCAUCAUCUUUAGACCAAUAGGCUAAUCACAUCAUCUUUAGACCAAUAGGCUAGGCACAUCAUCUUUAGACCAAUAGGCUAGUCACAUCAACUUCAGACCAAUAGGCUAAUCACAUCAUCUUUAGACCAAUAGGCUAGGCACAUCAUCUUUAGACCAAUCGGAUAGUCACAUCAUCUUUAGACCAAUAGGCUAAUCACAUCAUCUUUAGACCAAUCGGCUAGUCACAUCAUCUUUAGACCAAUCGGCUAGUCACAUCAUCUUUAGACCAAUAGGCUAGUCACAUCAUCUUUAGACCAAUCGGCUAGUCACAUCAUCUUUAGACCAAUCGGCUAGUCACAUCAUCUUUAGACCAAUAGGCUAGUCACAUCAUCUUUAGACCAAUCGGCUAGUCACAUCAUCUUUAGACCAAUCGGCUAGUUACAUCAUCUUUUAGACCAAUCGGCUAGUCACAUCAUCUUUAGACCAAUAGGCUAGUCACAUCAACUUUAGACCAAUCGGCUAGUCACAUCAUCUUUAGACCAAUCGGCUAGUCACAUCAUCUUUAGACCAAUCGGCUAGUCACAUCAUCUUUAGACCAAUCGGCUAGUCACAUCAACUUUAGACCAAUCGGCUAGUCACAUCAACUUUAGACCAAUCGACUAGUCACAUCAUCUUUAGACCAAUCGGCUAGUCGACAGAGUGAAACAUCUGUCGUUGUACCCUUGAGCAAGGCAGUUAACCCCCGCCCCCCGACACACACACAACAACAGCUUCCCAGGCGACCAAUCUGGCAGUCCCCCGCACCUCUCCGAUUCAGACGGGUUGGGUUGAGAGCAUAAGUCAGGUUUCGGUUGGACCUUGUGUAAUUAACGAUUUUUAAAAAUACAUGUAAUUCCUCCAUAAAGAAUAUGAACUGUUACUAUUCCUUGGGUUGUGACGACACUAGGAAAUAUAAUUAAUAAAUAAAUAUAAUUCACUGCAAAUGAGACGUGUUAAAAUACCCAGUUCAAAAUAAGACAAUACUUUGAUCGUUUUCUCAAAAAGGCCAUUUAAAUCUGGACCACUUCAUCCCCAGUAGACUGUUUUCUAGCAAAGUCACAGUAAUAACAGCAGUAGACUGUUUUAUAACAGUCACAGUGAUAACAGCAGUAGGCUGUUUUAUAGCAGUCACAGUGAGAACAGCAGUAGACUGUUUUCUAGCAAAGUCACAGUAAUAACAGCAGUAGACUGUUUUAUAACAGUCACAGUGAGAACAGCAGUAGACUGUUUUAUAACACAGUCACAGUGAGAACAGCAGUAGACUGUUUUAUAACAGUCACAGUGAGAACAGCAGUAGACUGUUUUAUAACACAGUCACAGUGAGAACAGCAGUAGACUGUUUUAUAACACAGUCACAGUAAUAACAGCAGUAGACUGUUUUAUAACAGUCACAGUGAGAACAGCAGUAGACUGUUUUAUAACACAGUCACAGUGAGAACAGCAGUAGACUGUUUUAUAACACAGUCACAGUAAUAACAACAGUAGACUGUUUUAUAACAGUCACAGUGAGAACAGCAGUAGACUGUUUUAUAACACAGUCACAGUAAUAACAGCAGUAGACUGUUUUAUAACACAGUCACAGUGAGAACAGCAGUAGACUGUUUUAUAACAGUCACAGUGAGAACAGCAGUAGACUGUUUUAUAACACAGUCACAGUGAGAACAGCAGUAGACUGUUUUAUAACAGUCACAGUGAGAACAGCAGUAGACUGUUUUAUAACAGUCACAGUGAGAACAGCAGUAGACUGUUUUAUAACACAGUCACAGUAAUAACAGCAGUAGACUGUUUUAUAACACAGUCACAGUGAGAACAGCAGUAGACUGUUUUAUAACAGUCACAGUGAGAACAGCAGUAGACUGUUUUAUAACACAGUCACAGUGAGAACAGCAGUAGACUGUUUUAUAACAGUCACAGUGAGAACAGCAGUAGACUGUUUUAUAACACAGUCACAGUGAGAACAGCAGUAGACUGUUUUAUAACACAGUCACAGUGAGAACAGCAGUAGACUGUUUUAUAACACAGUCACAGUGAGAACAGCAGUAGACUGUUUUAUAACACAGUCACAGUGAGAACAGCAGUAGACUGUUUUAUAACACAGUCACAGUGAGAACAGCAGUAGACUGUUUUAUAACAGUCACAGUAAUAACAGCAGUAGACUGUUUUAUAACACAGUCACAGUGAGAACAGCAGUAGACUGUUUUAUAACAGUCACAGUAAUAACAGCAGUAGACUGUUUUAUAACACAGUCACAGUGAGAACAGCAGUAGACUGUUUUAUAACAGUCAC